Molecule: messenger RNA, 431 nt
Organism: Sphaeroforma arctica JP610
Lineage: Eukaryota; Ichthyosporea; Ichthyophonida
Exons: 4
Source: RefSeq, a predicted model, not a curated record
CAGACAGGUGGUGACAGAGAAGGCCCUGAUCCCAUUCAUUGAUGAGGUGCUCAAUCUCAUGUCCACACGUGAGACUGAGGUGAACAACCAUGAGAGCUUGCAGGGUCAAUGGGUGGAAGAGGUACGUACAACCACCAUCAAGCACAGACGAUACGCCUUGGAGAAGAUCGAAGCACACCAAUUCAUCGACCCAGAAAGGGUCGUUAAAGAUGCCAUGGUUGGGACCUCUGAAUGGGGCAGAGAUCUGCUGCACGAAUUCGAUGAGGAGUAUCAUAAGUCAGAGGUGGCGUCGAGACACCUCGCAUACGGUAUCUACACAAGUGGUUCAACCGGAAAGCCCAAAGGCGUUCUCUUACCCCACAGAGGUGUCGUCAACUUCCUGCUGGCCAUGCAAGAUAAACCAGGAUGCAAGCCUCAUCAAAAGUACACGC